GCCGCGGCGUCGAAGGCGACGCGCUGCCCGCGCAUGCUGCGCGCGCGCGCGCCUGGAUCUCCAGGAGGCUCAGGACCGGGCCCAGGGGAGGGGGCUGCCCUUGACCAAGAGAGGCUCGCCGCGGGACGCGCGACGCGACGCGACAGCGCCCGCGAUGCCCGGAGUCGUCUCGCCCGUCAAGUUUCCCUGCACGCCGGGCUUCGUGCUCAACGCGCAGGAGGUCACGCCGAGGUCCAAGAAGCAGACCCUGCUCGUGACGCCCAGCGGGCCGAUGGUGACCGGGAGGACGAACUCGAGCAGGUCGUCCCCCCUGUCGCAGCUCGACCUCGAAGAGCUCCAGCGCCAGAUGGCUGACCCGAGGCACCGCUACGACACCGCCAGCAGGCC
Molecule: messenger RNA, 387 nt
Organism: Prorocentrum cordatum
Lineage: Eukaryota; Dinophyceae; Prorocentrales; Prorocentraceae
Source: the annotation of a GenBank genome assembly